GAUGCUUGUUUCUUCAUGGCUGGCAAGCUAGUAUGCAGUUCUGACAGAGAGCAAAGGUUUCUUUAUUCAGAUGAAGUUCAAAUUGGUCCAGAAACAGUUAUGACCACUCUUUAUACUGCCAAGAAGUAUGCAGUCCCAGCCCUGGAAGCACAUUGUGUAGAAUUUCUCACUAAGCACCUUAGAGCAGAUAAUGCCUUCAUGCUUCUUACGCAGGCUCGACUAUUUGAUGAACCUCAGCUUGCUAGCCUUUGUCUUGACACUAUAGACAAAAGUACAAUGGACGCAAUAAGUGCUGAAGGUUUUACUGAUAUUGACAUAGAUACACUAUGUGCAGUUCUAGAAAGAGACACUCUUAGUAUUCGAGAGAGCAGACUCUUUGGAGCUGUUGUUCGCUGGGCAGAAGCAGAGUGCCAAAGACAGCAACUGCCUGUGACAUUUGGAAACAAACAGAAAGUACUUGGAAGAGCUCUGUCCUUAAUUCGUUUUCCACUAAUGACCAUUGAAGAGUUUGCAGCAGGUCCUGCUCAAUCUGGGAUUCUAUCAGAUCGAGAAGUAGUAAAUCUCUUUCUGCAUUUUACUGUUAAUCCUAAACCUAAAGUUGACUAUAUUGACCGACCAAGAUGCUGCCUCAGGGGAAAGGAAUGUAGCAUAAACAGGUUCCAGCAAGUGGAGAGCCGUUGGGGCUACAGUGGAACAAGCGACCGAAUCAGAUUCACAGUUAAUAGAAGAAUUUCCAUUGUGGGAUUUGGAUUGUAUGGAUCAAUUCAUGGACCCACAGACUAUCAAGUUAAUAUACAGAUAAUUGAAUAUGAGAAAAAUCAGACGCUGGGACAGAAUGAUACAGGAUUUAGUUGUGAUGGAACUGCCAAUACUUUCAGAGUUAUGUUCAAAGAACCCAUAGAGAUUUUGCCAACAGUGUGUUAUACAGCUUGUGCAACACUCAAAGGUCCUGAUUCCCAUUAUGGCACAAAAGGAUUGAAGAAAGUAAUCCAUGAAUCUCCAACUGCCAGCAAAACCUGCUUUUUCUUUUUUAGUUCACCAGGUAACAACAAUGGAACAUCAAUAGAAGAUGGACAGAUACCAGAAAUAAUAUUUUAUACAUAAUUCCCUAUGAUUCAUAGUCUCGGAUAUAACAAUGUAUGGACUGACUUAAGCAUAAAAUACUUGCUACUGGUGACAGUUACCAACUCUGUGAUAUUGCAUAAAUAUUUAAUCUCUUAAAUGUGUAAUAUGAAACUGUAAAACAUUUCUUAUAAGAGGUACAAGAAAAAAUCUAUUUUUCUGCAUGGUUAUUGGCUAUAAAUUAACAGACAGCUUGUUAUCUUCACAAAGCCUUGGAAGUAAGGAGCAAUCUAUGUUGUAAAGGUUGUUUAAAAGUUAUCUUGUGAUUCUGGGCUUUUAUUUCUAUGAGUACUUGCACUUUUUCAGCAUAUGGUGAAAAUCCUCCUUUGAACUGGAAGGUCCUUGUUUGGUAUGGACUUCUGGUAUAUAUGUUUUUUUUCCUGUUUUUAGAAAGCUCUGUUGCUCUGUUCUGGAGUUGCAUUUCUCUUUAAAUAUUCUUGGAAUGGUCUCUGCAGGGUCAAAUGACUACUUACAUUUUUUUAAGUAGUACAUUAUCACAACUGUAUCGUAGCUAUGUUGCUUUCGUCUUGACUUACUGGAUGAGCCAGGAAGAAUUAACUGAGUAAGCACUCUAAAAAUUACCUGGAAUUGUAUUUAAAGAAAAUAACGUGUACGUACAGCCAAGAUCUGCAGUGUACAGUACUUCCACAAUUUUAGUUUUCAUUCAGAAAUUAGUAUUUUUAGUAUGGUAUUGGAACAUAUACAUUGAUAUGGAAAUGGCAGUUGUAUAUAAAUCUAUGCCUACAAAAAUGUCUAUGAAAAUCUGAGAAUACAAGAAAUCUCUUGAUAAUAUUUUAUGACUGGAUGCUCUAGCAUUAACCAUUACUAAAAUCUGUAUGAUCUAAGUAUCUGUUUUGUGCAAUAAGUCCUAGAAAAUAUCUACAGUGACUCAAGUAACAUGACGGGAUACAAUCCUCCAAAUGGUACAGUGAAUAUCCAUAGAUAGUAUUAUUGUAGAUUUACAGAAACAGUUAAACAGUGGAAAAAAUUCCUGUCCCCUCUGCAGGAUUCUGCAUGCUCCCACAAACUAGUCUACAAUAAAUCACUAUCAUUUUAGCUGAUAUAACAUUACAGAAAUAAUGCUGUACUAUUUAGAAAAAAGUGUAGUGCCAGUAAUAUCCGUUUAAUAGAUAAAUAUGCAGUAACUGGAUCAGAUUCAUUUUAUUUUUAAAAUGAGCUCAAAAUGAAUGCGUAAAAUCCUGCACCACUUUUGACUGCAAAUAAUUCUUAAUUCUUUUUUUAAAGUACUGUAACAAUUCAGGUAGAAUUGACCAGUUUGACAUGACAUGACAUUAAACUGCUAUUUAUGAAGAUUCAAUUAAAGUGUCUAGUACAAAAAUAA
Messenger RNA from Alligator sinensis (Chinese alligator), 2464 nucleotides. RefSeq names its product BTB domain containing 1 (gene BTBD1). Gene Ontology annotation, molecular function: protein binding. Gene Ontology annotation, biological process: neurogenesis. Gene Ontology annotation, cellular component: cytosol; P-body. The record is from RefSeq and is a predicted model, not a curated record. Bases 16 to 1104 code for a protein of 362 amino acids. The transcript has 8 exons. NCBI's taxonomy places the organism in Eukaryota, Metazoa, Chordata, Crocodylia, Alligatoridae.